AUGGACGACCAGAAUAUAUUCAGGGAUCGACUACCACUGCACACAACUCACCAACGAGUCGUGAAUCGCAGCAGAGAUAACUCACCGACACCUUCGAAAAGGGAUGAUGCAACUUCACCGUGUCGACGAGUGAUUGGUAGUGACGCCACAGCCUACCACACACAAUCACAACAGUUCUUGCUGGCACUCAAUAUUGCAGGGAUGGCUUCCUUUCUGCUGAUCACAGUCUUUGAUUUGUUUCAUGUCGACGUCUUUCUACGAGCCUACCGGCUGCCGCUGGAGACCUUUUCCACGGGGAACCUGAUAUUUUCCUUGAUCAAUACCACCACUGUGUUUUUGGGUGCCUGGUUGUUGGACUCGUUGGCAAGCCGAGGAAGACGGAGUGAUUUGAUUGGUGUGUCAGGAAUCUUGUUUGCCUUGGCCUUUUUGGCUCCAUUUUUUCGUUGGAAGGAGCCCUUGACUCGGUUUUGGGAUGGAGCCCAUUUUGUCUUAUCCAUUUCACUCUACGACACGAUAUCUGGGUUCAACAAAGUGUUGCUCGGAUCCUUGGUGACGGACAAUCAUCUCAUGACAGACAAGGAGCGGAUAUGGUUCAUGGCUUCGAGCCAGGUUGCCAAUUUGACGGUGGGAUUGUUUGUCGCUCGCAUUGGAUUGGAAGUAUUCGACGAGGAAAAUAUGCAUCGCUUUCAGAGAUUCUUAAAGUUCUUGGCGAGCGUCUCAGCAUUAAUGUUCUGCACCUCGCAAGUCUUGGCCAAGCAUGCCAUUCGUUCCGAGCGCAAAAAAGCCGAACGCAGAAAAGAAAAGGAUGAAGAUGAUACCACCACGGAACCUGUCCUAAUGUUUUCGGGUCCGUUUUCCGGUCCAAGACCGAAGCAACUCAAGCUGAGGCAAGCUAUCACAGAUCUUUGGAAUCACAAGAACUUUUGGUCCUGGAUCAAGAUGGAACUACUUUUGGAAAGUCAGGUGGGCUUUGUCAAUGCCUUCUUAAAGACCUUUAUAGAUCGGCUAGUAUUUGACGCUGGAAUGUCCAGAGACUAUUGCGAUUGGAUUUUGUCCGCCAUUCCACCUGCUGGACUCAUCUGUGGUGUCUUGACCUACAUUCCAAUCCGAACCUUUGGUUACCAUAGGGUCUAUCCAAUUCUGUUUGCUGCAAAUAUUGGACUAUGUUGUGGCAUGCUCCUGCUAGCAGAUCAUCAAUCGACAGACCAUAUCAUUUUCUUCCUGUUGGUAUAUCCAACAAUCACUGGUGCUGUGCAGUCGGCUGGUUUCCAUUUAGUCAUGUCGGAUAUGGUCCUCGAAAUGAAGAGAGUCCAUGCAUCAGAACAACGGUUCGAUCAACCCUCUUUGGCUGGUCUCUUCAUGGGUGUCAAUGCUCUCUUUUGCAAACCGGCCGCCUACAUGUUACCAAUCAUUGCUGCGUCCAGUUUGGGUGAUUCCGAAAUUUCCUUGGAAGAAUCCGAGCAUGGAUCCGAUCAUGUGCGAGAGAUUCUCUUUCGAUUGCUGAUAUGGCCACCCUUGAUGUUUUCGAUUUUGCAAUGGAUCGCUUGGAGAUCCUUUACUUUGAAUCCCGCAAAGACGAAACAAAUCAGAGAUGAAUUGAUUCGCACUGUGAGCGAUCGAACCAAACUGGGUAUCAACGCAUCAUCGUCAUCGCGCUAG
Messenger RNA from Cylindrotheca closterium, 1659 nucleotides. The record is from the annotation of a GenBank genome assembly. Lineage: Eukaryota; Bacillariophyta; Bacillariophyceae; Bacillariales; Bacillariaceae.